AUGCCUCAACCACGAAGUGCCAUUUCCAAGCCCGACUUCAGCUCCUCUGGCCUGGAAGAACAAGAUCAAAAUAUAGAGAUAGGUCCAUUUCCCCUGAUAUGUACAAUCAUAUGUACACAUGUGCCCGUUUGUAUCUUGCAGAAUAAGACCAAACCUUUCAUGCAAUACGAUGUUGCCGCUGCAUCCCUAGGGGAAGGCCCACUUUGCAUGCCGCAAUGCGUUUGCGACCGACUCUAUCCACAUCGAAUGGGACUUUGCGCAGACAAUAACCAUUUCAUACCAGGGGUAACGAAAAAAAAGUGGAUUAAAGGUAACCUUGCAAGGGCAUUCGCACCAAAGAAGGAGACCAAUACGAAAAGAACGGCUAACUUAACCAACAAUUGCUUCACCCGCUUAUGGAUGACGGCCAAAGUUCUUCAUCAACGAGGCUCUGCGGUUGAAAAAGCAAAAGGGUGA
Molecule: messenger RNA, 456 nt
Organism: Botrytis porri
Lineage: Eukaryota; Fungi; Ascomycota; Leotiomycetes; Helotiales; Sclerotiniaceae
Exons: 2
Coding region: 1-456 (151 amino acids)
Source: RefSeq, a predicted model, not a curated record